Molecule: messenger RNA, 1401 nt
Organism: Misgurnus anguillicaudatus (oriental weatherfish)
Lineage: Eukaryota; Metazoa; Chordata; Actinopteri; Cypriniformes; Cobitidae
Product: claudin-3
Cellular component (GO): membrane; bicellular tight junction
Molecular function (GO): structural molecule activity
Source: RefSeq, a predicted model, not a curated record
UCCACCUUUCUCUUUGUUGACCAUUAUAAAGCACUGAAUAACUUUUCUGAGAGCCUUUCUUUGGUGUACAGACGUAUUACCGCACUCAGAAUGCCAGCCGUAGGGUUAGAGAUACUAGGACUAAGCCUGGCUAUUUUAGGUUGGAUCGUGGGCAUCGUGUCCUGCGCUUUACCCAUGUGGAAGGUCACCGCUUUCAUCGGGGUGAACAUUGUAACAGCGCAGACCAUAUGGGAGGGAAUCUGGAUGAACUGUGUGGUACAGAGCACCGGUCAGAUGCAAUGUAAAGUCCACGACUCCAUGCUGGCCCUCACCUCGGACCUGCAGGCGGCGCGGGCUCUGUGCAUCGUCGCUGUCGUGAUGGGAGUGCUCGGACUUCUCUUCUCCAUCGUGGGGGCCAAAUGCACUCGAUGCGUGGAGGAGGAGCGCGUCAAAGCCAGAGUUAUGAUCACAGCUGGCGUCACCUUCAUUUGCGCUGCCGUUUUGCUUUUGAUCCCCGUGUGCUGGACGGCUCACAGUAUCAUCAGGGAUUUCUACAAUCCUGUCGUCAUCGAGCCUCAGAAAAGGGAGAUAGAAGUCAUGUCUUUAGGCCUGGAGCUCAUCGGUAUGGUCCUGUGUGUGCUGGGCUGGCUGCUGGCCAUCGUGGCUUGCACUCUCCCCAUGUGGAGGGUCACAGCCUUCAUCGGCUCCAACAUCGUGACGGCUCAGAUCAUCUGGGACGGUUUGUGGAUGUCCUGCGUGGUUCAGAGUACCGGACAGAUGCAGUGUAAAGUCUACGACUCUAUGCUGGCCCUUUCCCAGGACCUCCAGGCAGCCAGAGCCCUGACCGUGAUCUCCAUCCUCCUCACCGUCCUGGCUGUAUUGGUGUCCAUCGGAGGAGCGAAGUGCACCAAUUGCAUUGAGGACGAGUCGUCCAAAGCUAAAGUCAUGAUCUUAGGAGGGGUUCUUUUUAUCGUGGCUGGGCUGAUGCAGCUGAUUCCUGUGUCCUGGUCUGCCAACAGCAUCAUCAGGGACUUUUACAACCCUUUGCUCUCGGAUGCUCAGAGACGGGAACUCGGAGCUGCGCUUUACAUCGGUUGGGCAGCCUCUGCGCUCUUGAUCAUGGGAGGCUCGUUGCUCUGCUGUUCCUGCCCUCCACAAGAGAAAAAAUACAACCCGCCUAGAAUGCCGUACCCUGCGUCUCGCUCCACACCCGGCGCUGGGUACGACAGAAGAGACUAUGUAUGAAACGAACAAAGAAGAGAUUAUUGUUGAAAUGCUCGAUGCGGGGGCAUCAUUUUUCAGAAAAAUAAAAAUAUGCCACUCAGACUCCACGAGGAAACAUGUCUGAGGAAGUUCAUUGUAUUUAUGUUGGUCUCUAUGUAAGUAUGUUCUUGGCUUUAAUAUCGAGGUGACAUUCUGAAA